This is a messenger RNA of Suillus plorans, 651 nucleotides long. RefSeq names its product DNA polymerase delta, subunit 4-domain-containing protein. Gene Ontology annotation, cellular component: delta DNA polymerase complex. The record is from RefSeq and is a predicted model, not a curated record. Bases 1 to 651 code for a protein of 216 amino acids. Gene Ontology annotation, molecular function: DNA-directed DNA polymerase activity. Gene Ontology annotation, biological process: DNA-templated DNA replication; DNA synthesis involved in DNA repair. The transcript is spliced from 4 exons. NCBI's taxonomy places the organism in Eukaryota, Fungi, Basidiomycota, Agaricomycetes, Boletales, Suillaceae.
AUGUCCUCUACGAAGAAAUCAAGCUCACGACACAAUAGUGCCCCGGCCCUUAAACAGGGGACCUUAGCCUUUUCUGUAAAGCGCACAAACUCCCACACCACUACUAAGGCGAAAGGGCCUCUACCACGACGGUCAUCCCCUUUGAUUGAAAAGCAUGCAGCUGAAGACGCAAUAGACUUGGAGGUAAACAACGAGCAGGACGGUGACGCCGUGCUGGAGAUAUCUUCAGAAGAGGAGUACUCGCCAGCUUCUGUGAAGCGAAGUGGAACUCCCAACGCCACGAAAGCAUCGAUAUCCAGCCCUGCCAAAAGGCUAAAGGAUAAUCCUCCUGCUCUUAAACCCGUGGGACAACGGCCGACAUUAGAUGUAUCGGGCAAGGCCUACCGCAAACACUAUGGACGCGUGCGAGAAAAGAUGGGCAACCUUGAACCGAUCCAUUCGGAAGGGCAGAAUAGAAUCCAUCAGAUACUCCGCGUGUUUGACAUGUCCUACGAGUACGGUCCGUGUGUUGGUAUGUCACGUCUUGAGCGUUGGGAGAGAGCCUCUUCGUUUGGUCUUAACCCACCUGAUGAGGUUCGGCAUAUUCUCUUGACUGAAGAAGGUGUCGAAAAAGAUGAAUAUUCUCAAUGUGUUCUCUAUGGAGAAGUGUAG